CCGCCUCACAUACCCACCCACCUUUCAAUCUCUCAAUCUCUCUCUCUCUCUUUCUCUAUUUUUUUUUGCUGUUUUCUCUAAGAAAGAGACUUUUAGUUUCACACUUUCAUGGGCUUCUUCGAGCUCUCCUCCUAUUCUUCCAAAUCUUCAGUCACAGCCCUCAAAUGGCUUGGCUUUGUCGCUGCCAUAUGGGUCCAAGCUAUCUCAGGCAACAACUACACCUUCUCAAACUACUCCGAUGCCUUAAAGUCCCUAAUGAACCUAACCCAACUUGAGCUCAACAAUCUCUCUGUGGCCAAAGAUGUGGGCAAGGCAUUUGGGCUUCUCGCUGGCUUUGCUUCUGACAAAUUGCCCACCUGGGUGAUCCUCCUUAUUGGCUCGGUCGAAGGCCUCGUUGGCUAUGGGGCUCAAUGGCUUGUUGUCAGUGAAACAAUUAAGCCUCUCUCUUAUUGGCAGAUGUGUAUAUUCUUGUGCAUGGGAGGAAACAGCACCACGUGGAUGAACACGGCAGUGUUGGUGACGUGUAUAAGGAACUUUCGGAGAAACAGAGGUCCGGUGUCCGGAAUUCUCAAGGGCUACGUGGGGCUCAGCACCGCCAUAUUCACCGACGUCUGCGCCGCCCUCUUCUCCGACGACGCCUCCUCCUUCCUCGUCAUGCUCGCCGUCGUUCCCUUCGCCGUCUGCCUCGUCGCCGCCGUGUUCCUCCGCGAGUCCCCUCCGGCGUCCACUAGCUCCGAGGAGAAGGAAGAGACGCAGUUCUUCUGGGUCUUCAACGCCGUCGCCGUCUUCGUCGCCGUUUACCUCUUGGCCUACGAUUUCAUCCCAAGUCCCAGCGCGGUUUUCUCCGAAGCCUUCUCCGCCAUUCUUAUGGUCCUCUUAGCUUCUCCGCUGGGAGUCCCGGUUUAUAUCUACUUCAAGAACCGGUCUCGACCGGGUUCAGAUGUUGAAGGGCAGGUGGGUGAAAACACUGAACCGUUGUUGGUGACGGCGGCGGCGGCAGCGGAGGGUGAGGAUACGGCUGAGGAAGUGGCGGUGGUUGAGGUGAAGAGAGGACAGCCGUUGAUCGGAGAGGAGCACACGAUUGUUGAGGUCUUGAAGACCAUUGAUUUCUGGGUUCUGUUCGUGUCGUUUUUGUGUGGAGUUGGGACUGGUUUGGCGGUGCAGAACAACAUGGGUCAGAUAGGAUUGGCGCUUGGGUACAGUGACGUUUCGAUAUUCGUUUCGCUUAUCAGUAUUUGGGGCUUUUUCGGGCGAAUCGUCUCGGGUACUGUUUCGGAGUACUUCAUCAAGAAAGCUGGAACACCAAGGCCUCUUUGGAAUGCGGCUGCUCAGAUUCUAAUGGUUUUUGGUUUCGUUAUUUUGGCCCUGGCUCUGCCUGGUUCCUUGUACAUUGGUUCAAUCUUAGUAGGAAUAUGCUAUGGGAUCCGAAUAGCCAUUAGUGUCCCAACAGCUUCUGAACUUUUUGGUCUAAAAUACUAUGGUCUCAUUUACAACAUUCUAAUCCUCAACCUUCCCCUUGGUUCCUUCCUCUUCUCUGGUCUACUUGCCGGCAUUUUAUACGACAUGGAGGCUACUCCCACUGCUGGAGGCGGCAAUACUUGUGUUGGAGCCCAUUGUUACAGGACAACCUUUGUGGUCAUGGCUGUUGCAUGCAUUAUUGGGUUUGGUCUAGACAUUUUAUUGUCUAUUAGAACCAAAGCUGUUUAUACCAAGAUUUAUACGAGCAAGAAAUCAAAGAAAUCCUCUGCACCAUCUAAUGGGCGAAGACAAAUACUAAAUUGAAGACAAACAGUAAAUUGAUUGAAGAUUGGGAGGACAAGAAUUAAAGGAUUGAUGAGCUUUAUGCUCUGUGAUAUCCUACAUUCAGCUUUGUUUGCUUGUCAUUUUUGUUAAGAGAGGCAUAUUGUAUUAGCUUAUCAUUUCAUAUAAGAUUAUAUGUUUUGAUAUGCAUCCCAACUUUGUACUUUUUAUUUCAUUUUGUAGAGCUUGCGUGUGCAAUUCUUUUUUCCUAAUUAGUAAAACUAGCAUGUAAACUAUGUGCUGGUACAAUUCUACGUACAAUAAGAUUUGAGAUUAUAUGUUUGGCUAUAGUAA
Molecule: messenger RNA, 2094 nt
Organism: Quercus lobata
Lineage: Eukaryota; Viridiplantae; Streptophyta; Magnoliopsida; Fagales; Fagaceae
Product: protein NUCLEAR FUSION DEFECTIVE 4-like
Exons: 3
Coding region: 109-1782 (557 amino acids)
Cellular component (GO): membrane
Source: RefSeq, a predicted model, not a curated record